AGGUGAAUGUUGGAUGCGUACCCAAAAAGGUGAUGUGGAACACAGCCGUCCACUCUGAAUUCAUGCACGACCAUGUGGAUUAUGGCUUUCAAAGUUGUGAGGGUAAAUUUAAUUGGCGUGUUAUUAAGGAAAAGCGGGAUGCCUAUGUGAGCCGCCUGAACACCAUCUACCAGAACAAUCUAACCAAGUCCCAUAUAGAAAUCAUCCACGGCCAUGCAGCAUUCACGAGUGAUCCCACGCCCACAGUUGAGGUCAGUGGAAAAAAAUACACCGCUCCACACAUCCUGAUUGCCACAGGGGGCGUGCCCUCUAGUCCUCGUGAGAGCCAGAUCCCAGGUGCCAGCCUUGGAAUAACCAGCGAUGGAUUUUUUCAACUGGAAGAAUUGCCUGGCCACAGUGUUAUUGUUGGUGCAGGCUACAUUGCUGUGGAGAUAGCAGGAAUCCUUUCAGCCCUAGGUUCUAAGACAUCACUGAUGAUACGGCAUGACAAGGUACUUAGAAAUUUUGAUUCAAUCAUCAGCAGCAACUGCACGGAAGAACUGGAGAAUGCUGGUGUGGAGGUGCUGAAGUUCUCCCAGGUCAAGGAAAUUAAGAAGACAUCAACAGGCUUGGAAGUCAGCAUGGUUACUGCAGUUCCUGGUAGGAAACCCACCUUGACCACAAUUCCAGAUGUUGACUGCCUGCUCUGGGCCAUUGGGCGAGACCCAAAUUCCAGCGGCCUGAAUUUAAACAAUUUGGGGAUUCAAACUGAUGACAAAGGCCACAUCAUAGUAGAUGAGUUCCAGAAUACCAAUGUAAAAGGCAUCUAUGCAGUUGGGGAUGUGUGUGGAAAAGCUCUUCUUACUCCAGUUGCAAUAGCUGCUGGCCGAAAACUUGCCCAUCGACUUUUUGAAUGCAAAGAAGAUUCCAAAUUAGAUUAUGACAAUAUCCCAACUGUGGUCUUCAGCCACCCUCCUAUUGGGACAGUGGGACUCACAGAAGAUGAGGCCAUUUCUAAAUAUGGGAAAGAAAAUGUGAAGACCUAUUCAACCACCUUUACCCCAAUGUAUCAUGCAGUUACCAGGAGGAAAACAAAAUGUGUGAUGAAAAUGGUCUGUGCCAACAAAGAGGAAAAGGUGGUUGGGAUCCACAUGCAGGGAAUUGGGUGUGAUGAAAUGCUGCAGGGUUUUGCUGUUGCAGUGAAAAUGGGAGCCACGAAGGCUGACUUCAACAACACGGUCGCCAUUCACCCUACCUCCUCAGAAGAACUGGUCACACUCCGCUGAGACCCAGAGAUUAGUGUGGCUGGCAGCUGGACCAUAGGCCUUCUAAAAUGAGCCAAAUGAUUACAUUUAGUUACGGUUCCAGUCUUACGUAUUUCUUUAUUUUAAUCAGGAUCUUCUGAUAGUGGAAACUUUUAGUACAUAAUAGAAACUUGUUUAUGUGAUCAGAAUUUUAUUGUGUUAUCCAGGAUCGAUUUUUACUUGAUCAUAUCUCACAAUAAUUAAUAUUUUUACAUUUUUUAAUUAACUGCUCUGUGCUAGUUUUGUUUUUUUUUUUCCUGUUUUAGCCUCAAGCCAAAUAUAAAACUAUGUGAAGUACAAUUAAAUAAAUGUACUUGAAUGAGUAUA
Carlito syrichta (Philippine tarsier) is the source of this 1610-nucleotide messenger RNA. It is a transcript of the gene GSR, whose product is annotated as glutathione-disulfide reductase. Gene Ontology annotation, molecular function: glutathione-disulfide reductase (NADPH) activity; NADP binding; flavin adenine dinucleotide binding. Gene Ontology annotation, biological process: glutathione metabolic process; cell redox homeostasis; cellular response to oxidative stress. Gene Ontology annotation, cellular component: cytosol; mitochondrion. NCBI's taxonomy places the organism in Eukaryota, Metazoa, Chordata, Mammalia, Primates, Tarsiidae. Bases 33 to 1265 code for a protein of 410 amino acids. The record is from RefSeq and is a predicted model, not a curated record. The transcript is spliced from 12 exons.